AUGGUAAGACACCGCCAUCAACAACAACACUUCAAGCGCACGCACAAAAAGCUGUCGCGUCUAUCACGACAUGUCACUACAGCUGAUUCCCGACUUGUCCAAGAUGAUCAAGACGACAUCUCAAAGUCGGGUGCCCAGCAACGAGUGAUAUUCAGUCUAUGCCAGUGCGAAAACGUCCAUGCCAAUGGGAAGCUGGCGCGGACGUCGAUAUACAAUGCCGAGACAUUGAAAAAUCUGGCAAAGGGUCACUUGGGCACAUGCGUGAGUGUCGUCAUGUGGCCACGUCUGCCACCGACUCGAUCGAGUCCAGCCACCACGUCAGUAGACGCACGGCUUGACCACUUGAUGGUGCCUGGCAGCUCGCAAAGCCCAGUCCGUCCAUGGGCCAACUAUUGGAAAGAACAGAUCGAAGCCAUGAUGGAAGCGUCUGCGGCAUCAGGCGCAAGCAAAACUGUACUUGCCACAAGCCGUCGCGAGUCGACGCCGGUACGCGGGCGCGUCACCACCAAGUCUCGCUCGAGGCUCGCUUUCAUGUUCGAACGUCUGGUGGUUGGGCGGGAUUCCGAGGCUGAGAGAUGA
Messenger RNA from Metarhizium album ARSEF 1941, 579 nucleotides. RefSeq lists its product as uncharacterized. The record is from RefSeq and is a predicted model, not a curated record. NCBI's taxonomy places the organism in Eukaryota, Fungi, Ascomycota, Sordariomycetes, Hypocreales, Clavicipitaceae. The transcript has a single exon. Bases 1 to 579 code for a protein of 192 amino acids.